Molecule: messenger RNA, 3230 nt
Organism: Maylandia zebra (zebra mbuna)
Lineage: Eukaryota; Metazoa; Chordata; Actinopteri; Cichliformes; Cichlidae
Source: RefSeq, a predicted model, not a curated record
CUACCCGCGCUGUCGUCGAAGAUUGUGUGUUUAGGAAGAUGCGUGCCUUUAUCUAAAUAAAUUGAAAAUUAUGUCUAAAAAUUUUCUCCGCAAUUAUAGUUUAUUUUUUUAAAAGAGAUUAAAACGUUUAUUAUAACGGUCAUUGAGGUAUUUGAGGGACCGACAUUAUAACUUCUGACAUACUCUGACAUUUUCAGGCGGAAAGUCAGCAGCUCUGUAAACAUGGCGGGAGUUAUCCGGAGGCUCGACGAGACUGUUGUCAACCGCAUUGCUGCGGGAGAAGUUAUUCAGCGUCCUGCCAACGCCGUUAAAGAAAUGAUUGAAAACUGUUUGGAUGCAAAGUCCACAAGCAUUCAGGUGACGGUGAAAGACGGCGGACUGAAACUUCUUCAAAUUCAGGACAACGGCACUGGCAUCAGGAAGGAGGACAUGGAAAUCGUUUGUGAGAGGUUCACCACGAGCAAACUUCAAACUUUUGAGGACCUUUCGAGUAUCGCAACCUAUGGAUUCAGAGGAGAGGCCCUUGCUAGUAUAAGCCAUGUUGCCCAUGUGACCAUAACCACAAAGACUGCUGAUGCAAAGUGCGCUUACAGAGCCAACUACAGCGAUGGCAAACUAAAAGGCCCUCCCAAACCAUGUGCUGGAAACCAGGGAACGCAGAUCCUUGUGGAGGAUCUUUUCUAUAACGUCUCCACCAGGAGAAAAGCUCUAAAGAGCCCGAGCGAUGAGUACUCCAGGAUUGUAGAAGUGGUCGGCAGGUACGCCAUACACAACUCAGGAAAAAGCUUCUCUGUCAAAAAGCAAGGAGAGACCGUGGCAGACGUAAGGACUCUUCCCAAUGCGUCUGUAGUGGAUAAUAUUCGAGGGAUUUUUGGCAACGCAGUCAGCAGGGAGCUGAUCGAGGUUGCCUGUGAAGAUCAGAAGCUCGCUUAUAAGAUGAAAGGCUACAUCUCAAACGCAAACUAUUCAGUCAAGAAAUGCAUUUUGAUCCUGUUCAUAAACCAUCGUCUGGUGGAGUCGAGCGCUUUGAAGAAAGCGAUUGAGACAGUUUAUGCUGCAUAUCUCCCCAAGAACACACACCCGUUCCUUUACUUGAGCUUAGAAAUCGCUCCUCAGAAUGUGGAUGUUAAUGUUCAUCCCACUAAACAUGAAGUGCACUUCCUGCAUGAGGACAGUGUCAUCGAGAGCGUUCAGAAGCACAUCGAGAGCAAACUCCUGGGCUCCAACUCCUCACGUACAUAUUUCACUCAGACGUUGUUGCCGGGACUGUCAGUCUCAGGUAACACUGAGGUUAAGGCCUCCAGCACCACAUCGGAGUCUAGCGAGCGAGUCUACGCACAUCAGAUGGUGAGGACCGACUGUCGCACACAGAAGCUAGAUGCCUUCCUCCAACCAAAAGAAAAGCCGCUCCCUGAUCCCGAGCCUGCUGGUCCCAGCAGUGGGCAGACUGCGAUCAAAGCCAUCCAGGCGGACAGCAUAGAGAUAGACGAUGUAGAUGACUCAGACAUGCUGGAGGCGCUGGCUGAACAGGAAGCAGAGGUGCCAAAGGGCGAGGAACAAGGCAGCGUCGGUGCUCUUGAUAAUCAGAGGAAGCGACCGAGGACAGAGCAGAAAGAGCAGCAGCAGGAAGAAGGCGAGGACUUGACGGCUGCAGCCACGCCCAAGAGACGACUCAUCAAACUGAACAGCAUCAAAGAGCUGAGAGCUGAGAUCACAGAGAACACACAUAAAGGCCUUCAAGAAAUGAUGCAGAACCACUCGUUUGUGGGCUGCGUCAAUCCCCAGUGGUCUCUGGUGCAACAUCAUACUAAGCUCUACCUGCUCAACACCAACAAACUCAGCCAGGAGCUUUUCUACCAAAUACUCAUUUAUGACUUUGGAAAUUUCGGUGUACUCAGACUGUCUACCCCAGCACCUCUUUAUGACUUGGCCAUGUUGGCUUUGGAGUCAGAGGAGAGCGGCUGGACUGAAGAGGACGGUCCCAAAGAAGGCCUGGCUCAGUACAUAGUGGACUUCCUGAAAAAGAAAGCGGAGAUGCUAGAGGACUACUUCUCCAUGGAGAUAGACCAGGAAGGAAACCUACUAGGACUCCCGCUGCUCCUCGACAACUACACCCCAGUCAUGGAGGGUCUCCCUAUGUUCAUCCUGCGCCUGGCAACUGAGGUGAACUGGGACGGUGAAAAGGACUGUUUCAGAGACUUCAGCAAAGAGUGCAGCAUGUUCUACUCCAUCAGGAAGCAGUACAUCCUGGAGGCCGAGCCAGGAGAGGAGCAGGGCACUGAGGUGAAGUCUUGGCGGUGGAAAGUCGAACACCUCAUCUUUAAAGCUUUCCGAACCCUCUUCAGUCCCCCGAAGAGCUUCAGCGAGGAUGGCACUGUGCUGCAGAUUGCCAACUUACCCGAUCUCUACAAAGUGUUUGAGAGGAAACCCUUUCUGAACGGCUUACUGAAAAGUGCCAAGGCUCCACAUGGUUUCCUAACACUAAGACUUCAGGCAUGAAGCCAGGAAAAUAGAAGUGGGUCACAAGUCCCAUAACGAAACCCGAAAACGUGCCAGCAAAUGAGCUCGACUUUUAUUACUUCUCCAUUCCACCUGUCAGUCGAAGCUGUGUCAGCACUCUGUGUGAAGGAGGUUAAAGCAGCUCUGCCAGUGUUUCCAUCAACACCUGAGGGACAGUAACUAGUUUAACACCUGCAGAAGACCAGAAAAGUGAGUGAACUGUACUUACCUGAUUUACUCUGUUUUGUUUUUAAAGAAGAAAGCGAACCCGAGUUAUUCUAGUGAUUCCAAACGGGGACAAAUUAAAUUCAUACAUCUUUUGAUUUCAGAGUUUCAAAAGUGGAAAUUGGUGUAGGCUUCCCUCGCUCUAUGCAUAGAGAAGCAGAAAUCUAAAAGAUGUGCUCCACUUUUUAAGAUUCCAAAAUCAGCUUCAAUUCUUUACUCGCACAUCACAGUAAUACAACCUGAAGUGAAGAACUCUGACAGCCCCUUUCAAGUAUUGCUUAGCAGUGGGAUUAACGUGUUAAAAGACAUACAUGGGAAAGAAAGUUUGACUGGAAACAACACAAGAAAAGCAGAUAAUAUUUAAUAAAAAUGGUCCACAAAAUUUGCAGUUUUGUUCUGUGGCUUUUUUGUAGCCUUCACUUUCAGGGCAGUGGGAAUGACAGGACACCAGAUGUUAGCAUGAAUCUUCAGCUUGGCCAUUGAAGUAUUUUUAGCUCAUAAAAGAA